Messenger RNA from Oenanthe melanoleuca, 912 nucleotides. RefSeq lists its product as uncharacterized. Bases 1 to 861 code for a protein of 286 amino acids. The record is from RefSeq and is a predicted model, not a curated record. NCBI's taxonomy places the organism in Eukaryota, Metazoa, Chordata, Aves, Passeriformes, Muscicapidae. The transcript has 2 exons. Gene Ontology annotation, molecular function: nucleic acid binding; hydrolase activity; metal ion binding.
AUGGCUGAGGAGUCGUCCAUCCAUUCAGCGAAUAUUGGCAAGAAUCAGGCUGUUGACAAUGACUACAGCAGUGCCGUGAUGCCUGUGGACCGUGGUCACUUGUGUCCCAGUAGCCACCUUCAUGACCAGAACAGCACGUGGGCUACCUUCACCCUCACCAACAUAGUGCCCCAGUACAGCACACUCAACCAGGGUGCCUGGAGAGAGUACGAGGACACAACAAUGCGCAACAAGACCAAUGGGAGGGUUAAUAUACCCAGCACAUCUGGUCAGCUGCCUGCUGCCUGUACUGACACCUUUUCCUCUUCUUCCCCUGCCAAGCUGAUUGACAAAAAAAGUUUUGGCAGGGAAAUGGCUGAGGAGUCGUCCAUCCAUUCAGCGAAUAUUGGCAAGAAUCAGGCUGUUGACAAUGACUACAGCAGUGCCGUGAUGCCUGUGGACCGUGGUCACUUGUGUCCCAGUAGCCACCUUCAUGACCAGAACAGCACGUGGGCUACCUUCACCCUCACCAACAUAGUGCCCCAGUACAGCACACUCAACCAGGGUGCCUGGAGAGAGUACGAGGACACAACAAUGCGCAACAAGACCAAUGGCUGUAAUACCACUUAUGUCAUCACAGGUGCUGUACCUGGGAACACAAACGUCACCAAUGGGAGGGUUAAUAUACCCAGCCACAUCUGGUCAGCUGCCUGCUGCCUGGUGGGUACAAAUCCCACUAGGGCUUGGGGGGCCAUUGCUAAGAACGAGAGAGGUAAUGACCAGGUGACGAAUCUCAACCUGGGGAGGCUGGAAAGGAAAUUGUCUGAGCUCUAUGGGGGGAAAGAUGUUACUCUGUUCAACAAUGCCUGUCCCCGGCAAUAAGCCUCACAUCCUUGAUGGAAAAGGCUCAGGAGAUUUUCCCACAUGUCACAG